Scleropages formosus (Asian bonytongue) is the source of this 3132-nucleotide messenger RNA. RefSeq lists its product as uncharacterized. Gene Ontology annotation, molecular function: protein dimerization activity. Lineage: Eukaryota; Metazoa; Chordata; Actinopteri; Osteoglossiformes; Osteoglossidae. The transcript is spliced from 2 exons. The record is from RefSeq and is a predicted model, not a curated record. Bases 642 to 2573 code for a protein of 643 amino acids.
AUGGGUGCAGUACUCUGUGAUGGAUUGGUGUGCUCAAUGUUUCUUUAGCACCGUGAUCCUGCUUGGGACAAAGUGAUUAUUGAACCUGGAUGGAUGGAUGAAUUAAUGAAUGUUAGGGGAACUGUUCUGUGGACCUGUUAAAAAUACAGUUCAGUUGUGACUGCCGCUCGCUUUUCUCAAAUUUUGGAGCUUCAGUUUCAGUCAAGAAGAGCCAGGACGUAGGCAGACCACUGAUGUUUAUAUGCGACUUUAGCAGCCGUCGCCAGUGGCAACUGAACUUUCAAGUUCGGCUUUUCGAAUCGCCCGCCAGAAUGACGUCCACGUGAAGGAGUCGCGAAGUCGAUCGGCGACGGAAAGGGCCGAGCGCGCGCGGCACCGCGGGCCGCCGGAGGAGCGCCGCGCUGGGAGUGCGGGCGUACGGGAGCUCGUCCUCCAUUCAGCGGUGAUCGCGGUCGCUGCACGUUCCUCGCCGACGAGCGGCGCUCGGUACAGGCCAGGCCGGACUGCGCUCUGGGUGCCGGCGGUGCUGCCUGAGACGCGCCGGCCGCGGACGGAGGAGCCGCCGAGCAGCACAUCGUCGCACGCAGCGAGUCCGCCGAACUUGUGCUCCCGAGUCAAGGUACAGAACUGUGUGUCGAUCGAUGGCGUCCGGCUCGAGGGUGUCCAUCCUGGACUACUUUGACAUCGUGUUCGAGGGCGAAAAUGGCAAGAUCGAGUCCAAGUGCAAGGCGUGCGGAACGCGCAUCCAGGCGAAGCGCACCGUGACGUCCAACUUCGUGACGCACCUCAAGCGCAAGCACCGGGACGUCUACCACGAGUUUGUGAAGAAGAAGGAUGUCAAGAGGGAGGCUUACGCUUCAGGUGUUGCGCAGCAGCUUGCCUCCGGGGGGCGCCCCGAUUCGGCCCGUUCCUCACACGGAAGAGCGGCGUCCAAAUUUGACCGUAACGAUCCCCGACAGGCCCUCAUCUCGGAGGCCAUCGCCAAGAUGAUGAUCCGCGAUCUGCAGGCGGUGGAGACGGUGGAAAACGAGGGCUUCCGGGAGCUUCUGCAGCUGCUGGAGCCCAGGUACGCCCCGGAGUCGCGGCUCUACGUCCAGCGGCAGCUUCUCCCGGGAUACGCCUACCAGGUCCAGCUGGCCACCAAGCAGGCCCUGACGGCAGCCGAGUCCUGCAGCGUCACCCUGGACCUGUGGCAAAGUGGGGCAGCGGGCAGAGGGACCGGCUACCUGGGGGUCACCUGCCACUUCAUCACAGGUGACUGGCAGGCGAGGACUGCCCUGCUAGCCUGCCUCCCUCUGGCCAGCCGGCGCAUAGUACAGCGCACGCUUGUCGAGUUCGACGCGAUCUCUCGUACCCACAGCAUCACGGGGAAGGUAUUUCGGGUGGUGGCGGGCUCCACUUCGUCCGAAAGAAGGGCUGCCUUCCGACUGCCUGGCUUCUGUCUGCGUGGCGGUGAAGGCGAUGAGGAGGAAGAGGAGAACGGCAGCAGAGAUGAGGAACGCAGGGCUGUGGAGAGCAGUGAGGCGGGUGGGGAGCUGGCAUUGGACAUCUCCUUGGGGUUCAGUCUGGGUUCUUGUCCAAUUGACUGUUUUGCCCAUUCGCUGGGCCUGUGCGUGCGGGAGGGCCUGCGCUCCUCCCCUCAGCUCUCCGUCACCCUCGCCAAAGCCGCCUGCUUCUACAACUACGUCACUGCCACCGUGCCCCCGGAGAAGCUGGGCCGGGUCUUUGGAUCGACGGGCACCGCAGACGGCCUUCCCGCUUCCAGGGAGCAGAGUUGGAACUCGCAGCUGAAAACAGUGCGGCGCAUGCUGGAGUCAGCGGACUUCUUGGAGGACGUGGUGGGCCGACGUGACCUGGAGCUCAGCUGCUUAGAAAAGGCUUUGCUCACGGAGCUGGUGGAGCUUCUGGAGCCUUUUGAGGAGGCCGCGGACAUGGUCCAGGGGGACAAGCACGUGUCCAUCAGCCUGGCAUUGCCUUGUGUCCUGGGGCUCCGCAAGCACCUCUCGGAAACCCACGCCCGCCAGUGCACCGGCAUCCUGGUUGGCCUGGCUCACUCUCUGGACCGCAGGUUGGCCUCCAUCCUGGAGGACCCUCUGUACGUGACCGCCACAGCCCUGGACCCACAAUUCAAGCUGUCGUGGAGCAGCGAUGCCGAGUGCCACAAGCAGAUGCUGCUGAAGGAAGUGGCGAAACACAUACGGGAGAGCAGCCUGCAGGAGUCCAGCAAGGAGCCCCCAAACCUCCAACCAUCCGAACGGCGCAAGCUCUUCUCCUUCAUCAAGCAGCGUCCGGCUUCACGGGCCAAGAGCAUCGAGCAGGAGCUGGCCGCUUACCUCCACGAGGAGCCCACUGAUGAGGACCCGAUGCACUACUGGAAGCGCAAGGCCACCGACUUCCCCCGGCUGUCGCAGGUGGCCAAGAAGGUGUUCACCGUGCCAGCCUCCACCACCCCUGUGGGAAGGAUAUUCCGCACAGUGGGCAGGAACCUGAAGCCAGAGAGAUGCAGGCCUCUGCCAAAGAACUUAGACACUCUCAUUUAUUUAAAAGCAAACUACAGACUCCUCUGGACCUAAAUAUGGAAUAUUCUGGGGUUUCUGUAGGGACAUUUGAGAGGUGAGACUAGCAAUGGUUGGUUUCAAGUGCAGAGGCACUUCAAUUCUGAACCGACUUAUGUCUGUGCUAUUAACCUAUGUAUACAUACAGUGGUGCUUGAAAGUAUGUCAAGCCCUUGUGUCCCUCAGUUCUACCACAAAAUGGUUAUUUAAUAAGAAGCCAUCUUUCUGGUGUGAUGGAAUUGGUAGUGUAGUAAAAAAAGCAUGGUAGUAGUGCAGGUGUGGAAAUAAGUGAAGUCCAAGCUGCACUGGUUAAACCAAGUAGGUAAGUAGGAUCAGGGGUGUAAAUCAUAGUCAGCUAUUCAUUUUAUCAGUUUAGUUUACAUUUUAACAUUUAGAUUUUACAAGUUCAACAUUUUCUACAAAAGUGACUAUCCCAAUAGGGGUAGUUCACAUACUUUCAAGCUGCACUGUGUAGUUGUUUCAUGGAGCACUAAAAUAUCUUUUCUGUUGACAUACCUUUACAUUUAUGCACAUCUAAAUAUUAAUUAAUACAUCACCACACACCACCCGCUGCCUC